This is a messenger RNA of Ipomoea nil (Japanese morning glory), 859 nucleotides long. Its product is annotated as protein disulfide-isomerase-like. The transcript is spliced from 5 exons. Gene Ontology annotation, cellular component: endoplasmic reticulum. NCBI's taxonomy places the organism in Eukaryota, Viridiplantae, Streptophyta, Magnoliopsida, Solanales, Convolvulaceae. Bases 1 to 843 code for a protein of 280 amino acids. The record is from RefSeq and is a predicted model, not a curated record. Gene Ontology annotation, biological process: response to endoplasmic reticulum stress; protein folding. Gene Ontology annotation, molecular function: protein disulfide isomerase activity.
AUGUGGAUAAAUGGAAGGGGGAGAGAAAGAGAGAAGAAUGAAGAGUAUUCAAAAGUUGAUGCAAAUGAGCACUCAAACAGAGAUCUAGCAAGCCAAUAUGAGGUCCAGGGUUUCCCAAUCAUUAAGAUCUUACGUGAUGGAGGAAAGACAGUUCAAGAAUAUAAAGGUCCUCGUGAAGCUGAUGGUGUAGUUACUUAUUUGAAAAAGCAAGUGGGUCUUGCAUCAUCUGAAAUCAAGUCGAAGGAAGAUGCUGCUAAUAUAAUUGAUGAGAAAAAAGUUUUUGUUGUUGGUGUUUUUCAAGAAUUUUCUGGAGAGAAGUUUGAAAACUUCAUAAGUUUGGCUGAAAAGUUACGCUCUGACUAUGAUUUUGGUCACACACUUGAUGCCAAACUCCUUCCUCGUGGCGAGCCAGUGGAUAAGCCCACUCUUUGUCUUCUUAAACCAUUUGAUGAGUUUUUUGUUGAUUUCCAGGACUUCCAAGUUGAUGUAAUGGAGAAGUUCAUUGGUGAAGCUAGUAUUCCUAUUAUCACUAUUUUUGACCAAAACCCAGAGAAUCAUCUAUAUGUUAACAAGUUUUUUAAUGGUCCCAAUGAUAAGGCAAUGCUUUUUGUGAACUUCAGUAGUGAGCUCAGUGCUUUCAAAUCCAAAUACAAUGAUGUAGCUAUGCUUUAUAAGGGAAAGGGAGUUAGCUUUCUUUUGGGAGAUCUUGAGACCGGUGAUGGUGCACUUCAGUACUUUGGGCUCAAGGAAGAUCAGGCACCUGUAAUUGUAAUACAGGAUAAGGAUCAGCAAAAAUUCAUUAAACCAAAUGUGGAACCAGAUCAACAUGCAACUUGUGUUUAGGACUACCAGGAGGGGU